Molecule: messenger RNA, 2514 nt
Organism: Paracoccidioides brasiliensis Pb18
Exons: 1
Coding region: 1-2514 (837 amino acids)
Cellular component (GO): cytoplasm; membrane; microtubule
Molecular function (GO): microtubule binding; GTP binding; GTPase activity
Source: RefSeq, a predicted model, not a curated record
AUGGAUACUUUUGACACCUCUUCCCUCCAUCUACUUCAAUCCAAAGGACAAAGGGAAUUUCUCGAUGGACUUGAUGAGCUUCGGAAUCUGGGGUUUCGUCGCCGGUUGGCCUUACCACAGGUGGUGAUAUGUGGUGACCAAAAUAGCGGGAAGAGUUCGGUCUUCGAGGCCCUAACCGGAGUCGCACUGCCAACGAGUAAUGGACUUUGUACCAGGUUUGCAACAGAAGUUAUCCUCCGGAGGUCAAAUGAAUCCUCCGCCUCGGUGAAAAUUCGACCUGGCCCAGAUGCAGCCCCAGACCAUCGACACAAACUAGGCAUAUUUGCCCGGUCACACAACUGGCUUCAAGAUAUCCCAAAGUUGUUCUCGGAGGCCAGGCUGAUCAUGGGUUUGAUUUCGGACGGAAGGUAUUCACUUGAUAUUUUACAGCUAGAAGUUUCCGGUCCUUCAUUACCAGACCUAACUGUGGUCGACUUACCCGGCCUGAUCAAUUCGCCAGGGAUGCACCAAACAAUGGAGGAUGUUGCCCUUGUCCAAAACCUGACCGAGGCGUACAUGAGGAAUCCUCGGAGCAUUAUCCUAGCCAUUGUAUCGGCUGAGAAUAGUAUAUCUCAGCAACUGGUGCUGCGUAUGACCAAGUCUUGCAGUCCUCGCACAAUGGCAAUCAUCACGAAGCCGGACACUCUUCAACCAGGCUCUGCCAGUGAGGAGAGCUUCUUUGCGCGUGCCAGGAACCAGGAUACUCCCCUACGGCUAGGAUGGCAUGUCCUUAUGAAUAACGACACCACUGAGAAGAGAAGUCGUUAUUUUAAACGGGACGACAUGGAAAACUUGUUUCUGUCCACCUCGAUGCCCUGGAAAACACUUUCUCCAAACUGCACUGGUAUUGAAUCCCUUCGAAGUCGGCUGACUAAAAUCCUACUUGGCCAAGUUGAAUCUCAGUUAUCGAGCUUGUCUGCCGAACUUCAACAAGAUCUGGAAACGAGCCGUACAUUAAUGGCAAAGCUUGGACCGGACCGGAAAUCGGAUACGGCGCAGCGAUUAUACUUAACAACCAUCGCUGAACGAUUUCAAGCCCUCUCACGAUCCGCCACAGCUGGAGAUUACCAGGAUUCUUAUUUUCGUUAUCACCCCCAAACCUCCGUAAGGCGACUGCGGUCUAUAAUUCGUAAUUGGGCGGAAGAUUUUGCUGCCGACAUGGAGGACCGCGGUCAUAGCUAUAACAUUUAUGACGAUACUACCCAGGAAGGUGUGGAUCAGGCGCCUGUUCAGAUAACUCCUGAUUACCCACAACCAGUUGGGCGAUCUUCCUUUAUUAAUGGACUUUCUCAACUACUAAGCCAAAAAGAAAAUAGGGAAUCUAAUGGAUUGGUCAAUUCCCAAGCAGUAGGCGAGCUUUUCAUUCGCUACUCAAUUAAAUGGACUUCCAUGGCCAAAGCUCAUGUGUACGAGUUAUGGAAAAAGGUAAAACUGUUUCUUGACGAUUUACUCCAUCAUAUUGCUGGUGCCGAAGUUGGCGAAGCCAUACUCCGGGAGCUACUGGACCAGGAGAUGAGCGAUCGGUUGAAGGAACUAAACAACAAAAUUGAAGAGUUGGCAGCACCUUAUAAACGCGUUAUUCCUGCUACACUAAGUCGAAAAUUGACCGCGAAGAUCCAUCGGCUUCGGACCUUAAAUGGCUCGAACGGAAUUGAUGAAUUCCAGGAUGAAGGUAGUGAUACAAGCGUUUAUUACGAAAUUCUCGACUGUAUGGAAACAUAUUACGCUGUCGCGUUACCGGUAUUCAUUGACAACGUUGCCGGCCUUGCUGUGGAAAACUGCCUUAUCGAAAACCUUGAGAAUAUUUUAUCGCCAUCGAAGAUUGUGCAGUUAUCAAAUGAAAAAAUCGAGCGCAUCGCGGCUGAUUCCGAAGAUACCCAGAUUGCCCGAAGACAUCUCGUUAGUAAGGUUAGAGUGCUCGACCACGCUGUUAAAGCAUGCCAACGGUGUGAAAUGACCGGACUUCAGUCUUCUACGCAGAAUUAUCGCGAAUCGUCCAAGGACAACCCAACUAGUGUUCUUAUAUCAGACAUACCUGAUCCGUCGCCGACAGAUGAGUCACAAACUCCCGAGACCAGUCCAUCAGAAACCCCCAAUUUGCCCAAACCUCCAAAUUAUGUCGAAGAUAAAUCGAAAGGCCAAGAUGACGUAUCUACUCAGCGAAGUCGAUCCUCAGGUGAAUCUGGCCGUAGCAUCUCUGAAAUCUCUCAGACCGAUAUAACAACGCUCUCUCCAAUCGACAGCAUUUCGAUGCCUCCUCAAAGUCCCUCCAUUACAUCUAGUUCUACAAACAGCCAGAAAGGGUCAUUGCUAAAGCUCCCAGGAAGACCUAGCCUUCGAAAACGAAUAUACAAAAGCAAACCUACUGCAGAAUCAGAGGAUAAACCGGGCCGCAAACGGAAAUCUGACACGAGUAAGAAGACCUCUCCGUCGGCGGCACCUAAUUAUCUCAUUUAUAGUAUGUCCCUUUCUUAA